This is a messenger RNA of Cooperia oncophora, 237 nucleotides long. The record is from the annotation of a GenBank genome assembly. Lineage: Eukaryota; Metazoa; Nematoda; Chromadorea; Rhabditida; Trichostrongylidae.
AUGAAACCUGACAAGCGAUUCGGUUUCCGAAAAAAAUUAUCAUUUUGUGUCUUUGGAGAGUCUCGAGCGGAGCUAAAGGUGGAUGCGGAGAUUAUGGCCAAAGCACGAGGGAACCUGCGACGUGCACUGCUGUCGAUGAAAGCGCGUCUACUCCGAGAGUCGCUGAAGUGUACUCCAUCAUCAGCUAGAGGAGAAGUGAUCAAGAUGGCUGCUCUCGGCGAGCAUCAAGAGAACAGA